Messenger RNA from Scheffersomyces coipomensis, 1227 nucleotides. RefSeq lists its product as uncharacterized. Lineage: Eukaryota; Fungi; Ascomycota; Pichiomycetes; Serinales; Debaryomycetaceae. The transcript has a single exon. The coding region runs from base 405 to 902 and encodes 165 amino acids. The record is from RefSeq and is a predicted model, not a curated record. Gene Ontology annotation, biological process: post-translational protein targeting to endoplasmic reticulum membrane. Gene Ontology annotation, cellular component: TRC complex.
GGUUUGAGGAUUGGAUCUUAUUGGAUGAAGAUGAUAAACAAGAGGAAAAAGAAGUUCAUAACGAACACACAAUUGCUGGAAGAGUUCAUCAACAUCAUGUUGCCGUUAAGUAGACUAUUUCAUAGGGUUAUAUAAUUACAUUAAUUACCGUUAUUAUUCGAUUAUACCAUUUAGGAUAUGAUCCCGUCGUAAAUGGAAUUAAUCUCGCUCCCAACUUUAGACGCGUGGGGGAAACUUUUGAUCCCCUCCCCCACUCUACGCAAUUACCUUACCAGCUCUCACCACCCACCACCACCUCACCAUGGAACUAUAUAAAUUAUCCGGUAAAGAACACGAAAUUGAAAAAUUACAUUGUUUAUACCAAAUUACACUCACAAAUCGUAUCAUAUAUCAUUACAAUUACAAUGGCUGAAGAAUUAUAUACAUAUUCCUUAGAUCAAUUAGAUCAAUUAGAAGGUUCAGAAAUCACUUUAAGCAAAUUUAAUGCUGAUGUUGCAUGGGAAAUUGGUACUUAUGCUAGAAACGUAGGUCUUGAAAAAUAUCCUACUAGGGCUAUCUUAAUAGAUAUCAGAUUAGCUUCUGGUCAAGUCUUAUUCCACAGCGCCACUACAUCUGGUGCCACCAUUGAUAAUGAAAAAUGGGUUGAUAGAAAAAUCAAUGUCGUUAACAGAUGGGGUAAAUCAAGUUUCUAUAUUGGACAAAAAUUAAGAAUCAAAAAUGUUCCAAUUGAAGAAGCUCUUUUCGUUCCAGUCUUCGAUUACGCUACUCAUGGUGGAAGUGUUCCAAUCAGACUUACCAACCUUGACAGUGUCAUUGGAACUUUGACUAUUAGUGGUUUAGCUCAAGAAGAAGACCAUUUAUUAGCCCUUGAAACUUUAAAACAUUUUGCAAAAGCCUUAUAGAUUCUUUUAAUUUUUGCAACCCUGGCUUCUCUGAUAAAUACUCUUAUAGUAUAUUAAUGACACAUUAAAAUUGAUUUUUACUUCAACAAACUUUUGAAUUAAUUGUAGCUGAUAAUUUUAUAAUUAUAAUUUGUAAUUAAGGCAUUUUCUCCCUGUCUCCCUUGUUAGCGCAAAUUUUUCCAUACCUUAAAUUUUCUGCCACAGUUACGAAUUCUUGGCAAAAGUAAUUAGUUUUUGCGGCAAAAUAAAACUGUAACCUUACUUCUAAAUAUACUUCAAUAUAUCCCCAUUAAUCCUUCUAAACACAAAUAAAUCCGUAAAAAAA